Molecule: messenger RNA, 5405 nt
Organism: Chara braunii
Lineage: Eukaryota; Viridiplantae; Streptophyta; Charophyceae; Charales; Characeae
Source: the annotation of a GenBank genome assembly
GUUGAAUGACGUGCUGGAGUUUGGGGUCUGCAUCCUGAACGUUGAACGUUGAGGAUUGGGCUGUGCAUUGCGCUGACGCUUUCGGGCGACCGCAACGAUGACUGAAGAAGCAGAAGGAAGUUCCCCGCUCACUCCGAAGGAUUAUGAGAUCCAGAGUAUGUCGACUGGGAGCCCAGAAGGGUGGUUUCUGAUCAUAGGCUUGGGAGAGGACUUCUCUUCUGUCAAAUCAGUGGCUCAUUCAGUUCAUGAUUGUGGCCAGCAGCUCGGGCUUAGCAGAGCUGCCUGACUGGAUUGGUCCACACGCCAGACCAAACAAGCCUUCUGGAGAUGCGUGACGCACUGUGAGCGUGAACUGUCGUGCCAACUCAUUGCUACUAUCUGCCGACAGCCGACUCUAGGCCCGUCAACAUGUCGUUGACAACACAAUGUGGCUUUUCGAUUGCAAAAAGCGGAUGCAGUCGGCAUGGACGAUUGAUGGGGAUCUCCCGUAUUGGCUGGGGAGUUCUCUUGGGCUUGCUUGGCACCGCUGGGGCUCUGAUCAUACUUUCAUUGUCUCAGAGAUCAUUCACUUUGAACUUAGAUAUCCUAAAAAGCAUGAAGGACGGAUGGGCACCAUUUCAAAUUGGGUCGAUCCAACAGCGAUCAUUGGGGCAACUCAAACUUGAGCAGAAAUGGGAGGGGAGGCCUCAUCAUAGCGAUGGGGGUACAAUUCUCCCUGGUGCUGUGAGGAAGAUACUGGACUCUGGGCGAUCUGACGUGGACGUAGAGAGCAUAGCUGUUUCAGACAGCGUCAGAAAGAGGGAGGCAAGCCUCCCUCUCUCCCUUAACGUGAUCGACGUUUCUACUAUGCAGGAAUUGAACACUGGCCAUGAGGGUCAGGCUCGCAGCCAGCAGGAGGACGACAAACUUCUUGCUUCUCUUAUUGCAGGAGAGUCGGACAUUGAUACACAGGAAAAUAAAACUGUCCAUGUGGGUCAUGUUCGCAGCCGGGAGGAUGAGGGCAAAUUCCUUGCUUCUCUUAAUGCAGGAGAGUCCAAUACCCAUAGCUAUGACCAUGAGACUGGGAAAAGCAGUUGGAUAUGGAACCUCAUGCCUUCCAGACCGGACGGUCUGUAUGGUCAUGCUCCUGGGUGCUUGUCAUGUAAUGAACAUGUGGCAGAUGGUCCUCAGAUUAAGAAGAAAACCACUGAUGUUGCUGUUAGUGCCAGUGCCUCUGCCACAAGGCACAUCAGUGCAGGCGCACGUGCACGCCUGCGGCUGUUGUCCAUGAAAGACCACAGUAGCAUCAAGGGCCGUAGCAGCAGCUCUCAAUCCAUAUUGGAGAACCUGGCCUCUACUGAAAGGGUGUUGAACUCUCAACCGAUUCAUAGAACAACGUAUGAAGCUGUCACGAGCAAAGAGGAAUCACAAGAACGGUUUCAAGCAGUCCCAUAUGGUGACGAUGCCUCCAUAGAUUCAAGAAGGGGCACAUCAUCUGGACACUUGGGGAUCAAAGCAAGAGAAGGCUUGCAGCAGGAGUCCCAUCUCAAGCCGGAGGCAGGUUCGUCGCCAUGGGUACGGGGUGACAUGGAGAAAUCUGCCCCCACGGAACAUCUCCAACCGAUGGGACAGGUAAACCCCCUUUCCAGAGUUCUUCGAUAUGCUUCACGGGUCCUUACAGGGUAUUGGGAUAACUUCCCUGGACCACAGGAUUCCGACAUGCUUGAUCCGUUUGAUGGAAGUAAUACUGGUCAGACAGGAGACACCCAAGACAACGGUGACAAUGCUGCUGCUGAUGAUAACGCCAAGGAUUCUCGCGGAAACCCUGCCUCUACCAACUCACCACAAGUCCCGGGCACGGUAUAUCCAGGGAUCCCUGGUAUGUUUGGGAACUCGCAACAAAUCCCGGGCACAGUACUUCCAGGGAUCCCUGGUAUGUUUGGGAGCUCUCGAGUACCAGGUACUGGUGGUUCCCUUCAGGGUGCAGGUACUUUCUCCACCUCCAACCUUCCCGGUGUGUCCUCGCAUAUCCCUGGAGGUGCAAGCCUUCCUGACGGAAUGGUUUCGGGAGGGCUUUUCCAAGUACCUGGGAGUGGUUUUCCUGAAAAUAUUCCUGGGGCCAGUAUCCCAGAAACUCUUCCUGGUAGCUCUCUUGGCGGUGGUGUCCCUGGGAGUGUUCUCGCUGGAGGUAUCCCUGGGAUGGGAGGUGUUCCUGGAACUGGUGUCCCUGGAACGGGAGGUGUUCCUGGCACUGGUGUUCCAGGAACGGGAGGUGUUCCUGGAACUGGUGUCCCUGGAGCAUAUGUUCCUGGCAAUGUUCCAGGGAAUGGUGUUCAAGGAAAUUCUCUUGGAAGUGCUCUUGGGAGUGCUGUUCCAGGCAAUGCUGUCCCCCAAGUUCCUGGGAACAGUCCCCCGGGACUUCCAGGUACUGUUGUUGGUUCUCAGUUUCCAGGUGACCUCAGUUCUCGGGUUCAAGGCGGAACAGCUGCUGACUCCAAACUAUCUGGAAAUGUCAUUCCUGGAGUAUCAGGAACAUUUUACAGUCCCCAAAUUCCUGGGACCGUUGGCUCACAAACCGCUGUCCAGGGGCAAGUGCAAUCACUCCCUGGCGAUCUCUCUGGGAAUGGUGCUAUUCCUGGGCUUGACCUUGCAGCUUAUUUGGCUGGUAGAACGGUUGCAUGGCCGUCUCCAAGAUUGUCAUAUCCACCGCCUCCAAGUGUUCCCCCUGCAUCUUAUGCACCCAGAAGUUCCAGCGAAAAACGAACGCGAACACCACCUCCACCUGCCCCAAAAAGUUCAAGCGAUGUGGCAGUCUCCCCGGAGUCGCAGCCUUCAAUGUAUCCAAGGGGGUUUCUACUGGAUGGAAUGUCAUUGUCAUCUGCCUCUCUUCCUGCUCUUGUUCCCGAUUCCCUCUUUGGACCUGUCUCAAGCAGCGAGCCGAGUGUGAUGAUAUCCGCAGCUGGGGAGCUGAUUACAUCACACAGACAGGUGGCUGUGGCCUCAUUGCCACUGGUGAAUGGCUCAGAUUUCGGCAACACAGUGACCCCGAAAAUAGCAGUCAGUUCUUCAGAAGCGUGGCCGUCCCCAAGUCCAGCACCUGCGCCAAGUCCAGCUCCUGUAAUUGAGAGUCUGCCCGCUGUGCUGAAUGACACGACCUGGCUGAACGGAUCGUAUCCAGUGGCUGGAUUGGACAGUCGUCCUGUUCUUGACCCCAUACCGGGAGAGAUUGCUCCAGUGCAGAUGCCAAAUGGCACCAGGGCAGGGCUCCCAAUAACCAAGCUUCCGCUGCUGUAUCUUCCAUCAGAAGCUCAACCAAACUUUAUCGUUGCUGCAGAUGGCAGCGGUGACUUCACUACAGUUCAAGAGGCCAUUAAGGAAGUGCCUUCGGAGUCUCAAUUUAAUGCCCGGUGGGUGAUCCUGCUUAAGCCUGGAGUUUACUACGGUAGGGUAUGGAUACCAGCAAAUAAGCCAUUCAUUUCACUCAUAGGGUGGGACCGGAAUACGACCAUUAUAACGUUCAAUUCAGAAUCGGGUGAGGAGUCGAACGGCAGAACUUCUCGAACUGGCAUUCCACUAACGACAGCAUUCACUCCGACGGUGGUUGUUGAUGGUCGUGGAUUCAUAGCUUAUGGGAUUACCUUCCGAAAUGAUGCCCCGAGGCCUCUGAAGAACUCGAUAAUCAGCAAAGCUGUUGCGGUCCGAGUGUCUGCCGACCAAUCGGCAUUUUACAGCUGUGCUUUCAUUGGCUGGCAAGACACGUUAUAUGCCCGUAAGGGAAGGCAGUAUUACGAGAACUGCAAUAUUUGGGGCAGUGUUGACUUCAUCUUUGGCAAUGGAGCAGUGUUAUUCAACAAUUGCACCAUUUAUGUGAGAGGCUCGGGCUGGAUAACCGCACAGACAAGGAGAGUAAGGGAGAGCAGGACAGGUUUUCUGUUUUAUGGAGGGUACAUUGUACGGGCGCCUGAUGCGGAUUCUAGUUUAAUGUCGUUCCUGGGACGGCCGUGGGGGUUCUUCUCAACGGUCAUCUAUGCCAACGUCUUCAUUGACGGCUUCAUCCUAGGCGAGGGAUGGGGUAGGUGGCCGGGACGUGAGUCACAUGUGCUGUUUGGAGAAUACAACACUUAUGGACCUGGAUCGUUUGCUGCCAAUGCGUCUUACAGAGUCCCCUUCAGCUGGUUGUUUACUGACAGGGAAGUGGCACCGUAUUUGGGAAUGCCAGGAGACCGACCGGGAUUUGCGUUCAUAUCUGGUAACCUGUGGAUGGAAAUUCCUCCUCUAAUUCCUCCUCCCCCUCCUCCUCCCCCUCCUUCUCCACCGUCUCCUCCUCCUGCUCCUGCACCCGCACCUGAAGUUACUAUGGAAGCUCUAGCUCCAUUGCCCACUUCUCCCCCUCAAGAUUUCCCUCCUUUCUCCAUGCCAUCUCCGUCUCCCUUGUCUUUCCCGUUGGAUGGCGAUGUGGUGCUGUAGGCAUUCUGGAGAGCGCACUUCUUACUCCUCUCUCCCCACAGAUGCCAUGACAAGCGCAGACGCCUCGCUAAGCCUUGGCUUUCGCCAGCAGCCCAUCCCUCCCUACAAGCAGGCAUCCAGCAAGCUGAUGCUUGGCUGUGAGAGGGUCUCCUUCCCUCCCUUCUACUCCCAUAACCUUCGUCGAAUACUGCCAGCUAGUUCUUCUGCAAGCGUUCUGGCAGGCCCUGGUAGACCAUCUUUUGCCGCUCCCUUCUCCAUCUUUUGGUCCUCAGGAGGUGUGCUGGUGCUCCUGAAAUCUUUUUGGUCGUUGGCUGGAGUUGAAAGGGGAGGGUACAGAGAAAGAAGAAAGAAAAGCAAGACGAUUUGUGAAGUUCUUGACUCUCAGGUCUCAGAGUCAAAGUCCGUAUACCACCCUGAAUGGCAUUGAGCUGAAACCUGGUAGACCAGAAUGGCCAGAUCAGGUCAGGACUCGUGGGAUUCAUUUCUGACCAAUCUGGAUCGACCUUCAACACAAAUUGAUUCUUGAUUCCACUCUGAUCAAACUGGAACUGGAUGUAAGUAACGUCCUUGGUGGGUCGAGUUGGACGACGAAAUUCAAAUUGGAGUGGAGCUGGUCCAUCUAAAUCCCCACUGGGGUAAACUCUUUUCCAACGAGAUCCAAAUGGGACCACAGCAGGUAAAAAUGGAUGCCAUCUGCAGUCAUAUCUGGUUCAACUGAAUCCAAGUUAAAUUGGAGGCCUGAACCAGGUCUAGGUGUGGUGACGGCUUCCCUUCAGAACAGGUGUGUGGGAAACGUAAUGUGCACAUGAAUGGGGUUGAAGCGGAGGAGAAAUGAGACCCUCAAACGGAUCGCGCCAAUAAUUACUGCUCCCACCAGGGCAAUGUGUACACAUAAUCCCAGUGCUAAAAACUGUAGCAAGUCACAGAUCUCUCGUCUUGCCAGGUGAAACUCCACCAAG